Molecule: messenger RNA, 654 nt
Organism: Paramecium primaurelia
Lineage: Eukaryota; Ciliophora; Oligohymenophorea; Peniculida; Parameciidae
Source: the annotation of a GenBank genome assembly
AUGAAUAAUAAUAAAAAUCAACUAGUUAGAGAUGAGAAUAAAGUUUAAUAAUUAAAAGCAUAAGCAUAAUUAGUAAAUCAGUAUGCAGCAACCAAAAAAAGUCAAAUUUAUGGAAUACCAUUUACAGUUCAUAUUGAAAAAUAAAAAACUGAAUAUAAAACAGAAUAUGGAUUGAAAACUGUUCAAGAUUUAGUAAAUAAAAUAAAUUAGAUGAAAAAAUCUAAAGAUAUUAAUGCUUUACCUAACUUUUUGGCUUUUGAAAGUCAGGAAAGUCAAAAUAUUUUAAGUCAUUCCAUUUUGUUAAAAGAUUUAAAAGAUGUUUACAUGAAAGAAUUAUCUUCAGGUAAUAAUUGAAUAUAUAUUAGAAAAUAUGGCUUACAUCCAUGUAUUUGGAAAAAAGAAUGUUUGCACAUAUUAUGUCAAUAAGAAUCAAACCACAGUUGAAGAAGUAAAGAUUAUACUUUUGAUUAGUUAAUUUCAUAAUUUAAUAAUGAUCCAGAUAACAAAUAAUGUAUCAUCGACAUAAAAGCAGAUAAAUAUGGUAUUGGAAGUCGACUUGAACCAGGAAUGUAAAUAAAUGAAAACAUAAUGAAAUCCUUAAUAUCUAUUUAUGUUGAAGAAGGAGAAGGAUUGAUUAGAAUAUUGCCAUAUUGA